Molecule: messenger RNA, 1280 nt
Organism: Lingula anatina
Lineage: Eukaryota; Metazoa; Brachiopoda; Lingulata; Lingulida; Lingulidae
Product: beta-1,4-galactosyltransferase 2
Biological process (GO): carbohydrate metabolic process
Cellular component (GO): Golgi apparatus
Molecular function (GO): galactosyltransferase activity
Source: RefSeq, a predicted model, not a curated record
AUGAGCAUACCAUACCGCGGCCAUGACUCUGGCCGAGUGGCUUUACCCCCACAAAAUGGAACUAUUACGUCAUCUUUCGCAACUUUGAAGUUUGCAUCAUCAGCAACAGCUAGUCCUACUGAGAAGAACGCGAAGAACGCAAAUUCUAGAACAUUCACAAUCAAGAACGGGACGUUUGCCUCUGAAGGGACCGCCAAAAUACCUACGUCAACAGCGACCACCAGAAACCCAACGUCUACACCGAGCGUCAGAUCUCUCGCGCAUAGACUCUACACAGCUGUCUACCUCCCUUAUGAAGCCAGUCCAAGGUUGGAUAGAAGAUGUGAAGCAAUACCAGCUGGUCUUGUAAGCCGAAGGAAGCUCAAUCUUAAACCAUUAUCUUGGGAAGGACUGGAAAACAAAUUUCGCUGCCUUGGUGUAAUUGCCGGAGGACGAUGGAAGCCCCUUGACUGCGUUCCCCAAACUCACGUGGCCGUCAUCAUUCCAUUCAGAGACAGAGAAGAACAUCUGAGGAUAUUUCUGAACAACAUGCAUCCAAUGUUACAGAAGCAGAAAUUGCAUUACGGAAUAUACGUAGUAGACCAGCACGUAAGGACUCUUUUCAAUCGCGCCAUGCUGAUGAAUAUAGGGUUUGUGGAAGCUGGAAAAAUAGAGGAUUAUGAUUGCUUUAUUUUCCAUGAUGUGGACCUUCUAGCUGAAAACGAAUUAAAUAUGUACACUUGCACGGAGAAACCAACGCACAUGUCAGUUGCAAUAGACAAGUAUAAUUAUAGACCCGUUUAUCCAAACCAGUUUGGAGGUGUGACUUCGCUGACCAAAAAGCAUAUGCGCCUAGUUAACGGCUUUCCCAAUGUUUACUUCGGUUGGGGUGCGGAGGAUGAUGACAUGUCAUUUCGGGUCCGGCGCAAAGGAGCACCAGGUUUACGUUUUAUUGCUAGAGAUAUUGGCCGAUAUACUAUGAUGAAUCAUACGAGUAAUCAAAAAUCAAAUCCUCGCUAUUCUUUAAGCGUGAAGCUGUAUAUAUCAGCCUUUAAGAGGUUUGCAACGGAUGGUCUGAACAAUGUGAAUGGCUCUUAUACGGUAUUGAAAUUGGAGCAACUCCCACUGUAUACAAGGAUCUACGUAGAUGUGGAUGAAAAGAGAAUCCUAAUGAAUAAACAGCUUUCAAAGUUCCAAGAUCAUAAAUGGUUAAGAUCGGUUCUCACAACGAACAUGACAUUUGUCAAUGCAACCUCCAGCCGUUCUUCCAGCUACCAAUAAACAUGCAACUAUUUCCCCAU